GGGAGGUUGAGGAGGAAGUUGAAGCAGAAGAUAGUGAGCUUGAUCAAGAAGAAGAAAACAAGGAAGAGAAAAAGAGAGAUAUAGAUAUUAGACGGGAAUAUGCUAUUGCGAAAAAAGAGAACAGGAGAUCAAUUAUAGUGAGUAAAUUUAUUUUAGAAGAAUGUGAUCAGUUGAAACUAAGUAAACAAGAGAUGAUAAUGCAUCUGGAUGUUCCCGUAGAUGCACGUUGCUAUUUAAUGCCUGGUAAAAACCAAGAAGGUUUUUGGACAGUCGAUAAUUUACUUGAACAAAUUAGGGACAAAGUGAUUCUCAUAUUUGAAACAAAAUUUUCAAAUGCAACAGCUAUCUUUGCCUUUGACAAUAGUACAAACUAUGCAGCAUAUGCUGAAGAUGCUCUUAUCACCACACGAAUAAAUCUAAAACCUAGAGGGAAUCAACCAAAGAUGUAA
Scutellospora calospora is the source of this 449-nucleotide messenger RNA. Lineage: Eukaryota; Fungi; Glomeromycota; Glomeromycetes; Diversisporales; Gigasporaceae. The record is from the annotation of a GenBank genome assembly.